Messenger RNA from Rubroshorea leprosula, 1207 nucleotides. The record is from the annotation of a GenBank genome assembly. Lineage: Eukaryota; Viridiplantae; Streptophyta; Magnoliopsida; Malvales; Dipterocarpaceae.
UUAGUUAUGCUGCUCAGGUUACUUUAAAACCAUACAAUAAUUUUUUGUCACGUUAACUACGCCUAUGGGAUGUCUCGCUUGGGCUCUGUACAAAACACGUCACCAAGUCCGCACCCAAACCGCCAUUCCUGGACCCUCUGGUGUCCCCGUUCUGGGUCUUGUCCUGGCAUUCACCAGGUCUUUGACUCAUAGGGGUCUUGCUAACCUAGCUCAGACCCUAAACGCGAAAACUUUGAUGGCGUUUUCACUAGGGUUCAGUCGUUUCAUCAUUUCCAGCGAGCCAGAGACUGCUAAAGAGCUUCUGAACAGCUCUGCUUUCGUUGACAGGUCCAUAAAAGAAUCGGCUUACGAGCUGCUCUGCCACAGAGCAAUGGGAUUUGCUCCUUUUGGGGAGUACUGGAGGAAUUUAAGAAGAAUCUCAUCAAUCCAUUUAUUUAGCCCUAAAAGGAUUGCCUCUUUUGGGGAUUUUCGACAUGGGAUCGGGCUCAAAAUGGUGGAGGAAAUUAGGGUUUUGGUAAAGAUAAAGGGUGAAGUUGAGGAGCCCCAGUCAUUCAAGCCACAACGAUUCAUGAGAGAAGAUGUAGCCAUUCUGGGGUCUGACCUUAGGUUGGCUCCUUUUGGUUCAGGCAGAAGGGUUUGUCCUGGUAAGGCCAUGGGGUUAGCUACUGUUGAGCUGUGGCUGGCUCAGUUGCUACAAAGCUUCCAGUGGGUUCCUGGGGAAGCUGCUGUGGACUUGUCUGAAAGGGUAAAGCUUUCCAUGGAAAUGAAGAAGCCUUGGGUAUGCAAAGCUGUUCCUAGGGUCUUUCCUGUUUGAUGGCAUCGUCGGUUUCAAAUGAAGAAGUGUUUGGUAUGUAAAGCUGUUUCUAGUGGUUUUUCAGUUUGAUGGCAUGAUCCGUUGGUUUCUGGUUUGCUAAUAGGGGCAACGAGUCUCCUCCAUGAUUUUGGAAGCUCGCUCUUUAGGGUUUUAUAACUAUAUAUAUCUGUAGUUAGGGUUUUUAAUAAUUAUGGAAAAGAAAAACAAAAAAAAAGAAGGCUUGGGCUUGUUUUCUUUUCUCUGUAGAAAGCUUCUUUCCUCUUAUCUGUGGAAGGCUUGUUUUGUAUUUUUUUCCCUUAUUUUGGUUUGGCCAAAGAAGGCUUGUUGUAUGGUAUGAUGUAUAUUUUUUUGUUUGUAUGACAUUAUGUAUAUUAAUAAAGCAUGCAGUACUGU